UGUACUAGUGCACUUUUAUUUUCUACUUACCCGAACAUUUACUAACACAACACCCAGGAAGCUAUAUUAAGUAGUCACACACGACAAGCAAGAUAGUGGUCAGAGUCAUCAGUUUGAUCACCCAGUUUGGUGACACUCCCGAAGUGACUUUUUUCCUCCCGGCCCCCCGAAACAAACUGCAGAUCAAAAAAAGAAAAAAACUUUUGCAGCAGAUACGUGCAUAAAGAGAGGAUGAUGUUACACGGCUAGGCCAGUCAGUACCAAGCUAUGAACAUCCACAUACUGCACAAGAGCAUAGAGAAAGAGGGAGAGAGAGGGGGAGAGAGAGAGAGGAGAGAGAGAGAAAACACUUGAGCGAUCGGAGGGGGGGAGGAGGACAGAAAAAAACAAGCAGAGAAAAUUGUUCGAGGAAAACGAAAGUACGACAGUCGAUUUCAAUUGAACAAGUGCCUUAUUUCGGUGGACGGACGCCGCGUUUCCUAGUUUUACUUGGGCGACUUGAGCUCUGCGGUGUUGCGCUUUAACGCAGGAGGCUGCGUUCAUCCGGGCAGGGGGAAAGAAGAGGAAAAAAAGAAAAGCGAGAGAGAAAAAGUGCACAGAGGUGCCUGGCUGCUAUUUGUGUUAUUGUAGCAAAAGCUUGAACUGUUACGAUGUGUCAAUAAGUUUAAAGGUGCAUCGGCGGCUGGAAUGACAAGGCCCUGGCGCUUCGGCUGCCUUUCACGGUGUUUUGUAUUUUAUAGGUCAUCACCAUCGCAUGACAAAGCCUGACUGACAGACUCAUCUUCAUCUUUCAGAUACAGUAUUUCCAUUUUCCGUACCUAAGGUGAGCGUCAUGAAGGGUGGCGGCAGAGGGAAGGAGCCACCCGUGGAGGGGGAGCUCAGUGGCAAGCGGCCCAAACGCAAGUGCCUCCAGUGGCACCCGCUGCUCUCCAAGAAGGCCCUGGACUUCUCCGAGGAGGAGGAGGAGGAUGAGGAGGAGGAGCUGGACAAGGAACCUCUGGCGUGUCGCGAGAACGCGGCCCCAGAUGUGGAGUGCCGCACCAUGGAGGAGGAGGAAGGGGAGGAGGAGUCGUCAGAGCAGCGUGCCCGGCGGCCCAUGAACGCCUUCCUGCUCUUCUGUAAGAGGCACCGCUCCCUGGUGAGGCAGGAGCACCCACGGCUGGACAACCGGGGGGCCACCAAGAUCCUCGCCGACUGGUGGGCCGUGCUGGAACCCACGGAGAAGCAGAAGUACACUGACAUGGCCAAGGAGUACAAAGACGCCUUCAUGAAAGCCAACCCCGGCUACAAGUGGUGUCCCACCACCAACAAGCCAGUUAAGAGUCCGGCAGCGGCGGUCAGCGGCAGCCGCAAGAAGGUCUGGUCCUUCACGUCGAAUGCGCCCAAGGACAGCGCUGCAGCUAAGAAGGUCCCCAAGGCGGAGGGCACUCCCCAGCUCAACUUUGCCAUGGCAGACCCCACGAAAAUGGGGGGCCUGAGCAUGCUGUUGCUGGCCGGGGAGCGGGCGCUCAGCACGCGGGAGGUUUCUUCAAGCACGUCUCCAGUGACUGCAGACUCAGACAAGCACAGCGGGAAGUCCGCCUUGUUCCAGCUAGCUGAGAUUUCCUCAAACUCUCUCCGGUCAGGAGCUGAGGAUGCUGGCAGCUGUGUGCUCUUCCAGCUGGCUGAGAUUUCUUCCAGCAGCCCCCAAUCCAACACAGCACCCCCAACACCCUCAGAGGGGAAGAGCUUGGCAGCCGAGCUGGCAGCCGCGGCUUCCGAAACGCCGUCCCCGGGAGGCGCCAGCCCGUCGGGAGACGCGGUGAAGUCCGCUCUGUUUCAGCUGGCGGAGAUCUCCUCCAGCACCUCACAGUCCACAGACGGAAAGCAGUGCGGUCAGUCAGCCCUCUUCCAGCUUGCUGAGAUGUGUUUGGCUUCUGAAGCAGUGAAGAUCGAAGCCUUGGGGUCACAGCCAUCAUCUUCAUGCAGCUCUGCAGAGCAGGACAGCAGGGAAGCCGCCUGCAACUCUCAGGAUGCCCGCGAUCUUCCUUUAUCCUCCCCCUCCUCCUCCUCCUCCUCCUCCUCUUCCUCCUCCUCGUCCUCCUCCUCCUCGUCCUCCACGACCCCAAUGGACGGCAGCCUGCCAGCACUCAGCCAGUCCAAGACCAUAAAAAAGAAGAAAAAGAAGAAGAAAGACAAGAGUGAGGAGGCUAAGGCAGAUAAGAGCCCCCCGUCGCUCAAGAAGCCAUGUAAGAGACGCCAAUCGUCAGAGUCGGACCUGGAGAGCGUCAUCUACACCAUCGAGGCUGUGGCCAAGGGAGCCUGGGGCAGCGAGAGGGCGCAGAAGAGGAAGUCCCGCCCACCGUCUGGCGAUAAGGGCGACUCUAAGGAGCCUGAAUCUCCAAAGAAGAAGAUGAAAGCCAAAGUGAAGAAACUGACCCAGGCAAAAGAGGAUGAGGGGUCUGCGGGGGACUGCAAGACCCCAGAAGAGGAGGUGCCCCUGACCUGCCCUGAAACCGAGUCCAUGGAUGUCAGCGUGAAGGCAGAGCCCCUGGUCAGCGGGGAAGAGCCCUCCCCCCCGAGCACACCAGUGCCCCCAGUCCUGCCAGUCAAGGCUGAGGAGAAGGAUGGAGAAGCCAAAUUGGAGAGCUGUGGCUCCAGAAAGUCAGAGAGGAGCUGCAAAGGUGCCCUGUACAAGACACUGGUCUCUGAGGGGAUGCUGACCUCCCUGAGAGCCAACGUGGACAGAGGUAAAAGGGGCUCGGGGCGUGGGAGCGUGUCCGACCUGGAGGGCAGCUGGACGGAAGAGAGCUGGACGUUCACGCAGACGGGACCCAGCAGCACCAAGAAGCUGAAGAAGUCCAGAUGGAAAGACGAGUCUCUUCCUGGGUUAGGGAAACUGGAAGAGGAGUUUGAGAAGAAGUUCAACAGCCUUCCCCAGUACAGCCCGCUGACGUUUGACAAGAAGAACACCUCAGUCACCAAGAAGAAGAAGACUGGCGUGGAGCAGCCCAAAGGCGCCAGGGGUUCAUCCUCAUCUCAGAAAAAGAAUUUAUUCCACAAGAUCGUUAGCAAGUACAAGCACAAAAAGGAGAAAACCAAUACUUUGGAUAAAGCCAUAGUGACGCAGGACACUCACCCGCUUGACACAGCUCAGAAAGCCAAGCUGUCUGUCCCCGGGGGCGUGUCGUCCCUGGAUACCAUGGGGGCCGCAGAGAUGCUGGUGGGCAGCCAGAAGAGAAAGGCCAGGAAGAGUAAGAUAACCCACCUGGUGCGCACUGCUGAUGGGCGCGUCUCCCCAGCAGAGGCGGAAGACAAGGCCAAGGAGCUGACACAGGACCAGGAUGAAAAGCCAUCAACACAGGAGACUUUAUGCAACGAAUCAGGGUACUACGAGGACCCUAAGCCACAGGAGGCGUGCGAGGCUGCCACGGUGUCUGACCUGCCGGCGUUCUUCAGCCUGGCCGCGCUGGCCGAGGUGGCAGCAAUGGAGAAUGCACACAGGAGCCAGCGCGCGGUCGGCAUGCCCGGAGAGGGCCAGUCGAAGGAGAUGGCGCAGACUCCCGUGCUCAUCUCCUGUGCGGAUCAGUGAAGGCCCAACCCUCCGAACAAAAGGACCCCACGUGCUUCUCUUUCCUAACCUCCUAACUGUGUCUCAGGAUGGAAGGUAACCGUGGGCACUGGUCGCUCCGAUUGAACUGGGCUCAGCUUCCGGCGGAAGGAGUCCACCGAACGCUGGCCUCUGGCAGCUCCCGGCUGCCGCGAUCCUCACGGAAGGAGCCGAGCCGGUCUCAGAGCGCGGGUCUCAUGCUGGGGGAGGCCGCGGCGGUUUUAGCGGCUAUCGCUGCCCCAGAGAAGACUGCCGUUUAAAGGUCAAGUUUUGCAAACAAAGUGCAUUUAAGAAGGUUCCCUGAUUUAUGAUGUAAUUUACUGCUGUGCGAGCUCACGCCACGUGAUACGUUACCAGAUGCUGCCCUGUGUUGCCUCUUCCAAGAGUGUUAGACCCUUAGGUGACUAAACAACUUCCUGUCUGAAGCCAGCACUGGCCUGGCCCUAGAUGGCUUGCUGGUUAAACCACACUCACCCAUUUUACCACAAGUGUGUGAUGCAGAACCAUACGUGAUCAGACAGGCAGAUGUUUUCCAUUCCGUUUGUGUCACUUUCACGAAGUCACAGACUCAGUGACCACAGGGUCAACAAGGCCGGAGUCGUCGAUCGACAUGCUCAGGUCUGAAGCAGCCUGACUUCUCAUUGUUUUUCUUUUUUAAUGGGAAACAAGCUGGCUAAUUCUCUGCUUAGCUACCAGGGCUAAAAGAUGACGGACUAGCAUAACAAAUAUUGGGAAGGCUGGUCCAUGCUUUUGUCGUACUCCCUCGAGGCAUCUGUCCGUCUAAGCUAAUGGCAACAUUUCAUGUUUUCUGACUGGAAAAAAAAGGAAAUUCCCCUCUCAUGCAAGUUCCCUCAUUCGAAACGUUGAUGUCGAAAUACUUGAAUGACAGGAAUAAAAAUGCAUUUUAUGUCAAUACUUGACCUUGCAGCAGUUUGGGUAGCAUCUAAAUAGCUGAUCCAAAUGUGUGCUACUAGUUUCCUAAGGCAUUUAGUUUAAUAACAGAGAUACUGCACUAAUUUUAGCUAAAGUAGAGAAGGUGUUUUUUUUUUGUUUUCAGUAGGGUCGUAUUUAAAGAUUCCUUUCCUGUAAUUUUUUUUUUAACUCUGCGUAGGUUAGGGUUUUUCAUCCAAGCAACGGUCCACUUCGUAAAAGUUACUGUCAGCAUCCCAACAAAGUUUUGAUUUGAAAUAUGUGCAGCGUUAUUGUAUCUUGUAUCUUGUUAUUUUUUUCUUUCACACCCUGGAAGUGGAAUUCCCAGCCAUUCAUUCCUCCUCUUUCCUUUUUUUUUUUCGGCCCAUUGCAUCACAUACCUAUCAUGAUGUCACGCUAUCAGCGUCUUCAGGGCGGGUUCCUCUGUUAGCCCUUGCCGAUUCAUCACCGGCACCCCUUGGUGGGCGGAGUCUCCUUCAGCAUCUUCGUCAGUGUCCCUAAGUCUUCGCUGGUCUGUAGCUGCGACUGUCACUUUCGGUUCUGCCUCUAAACCCCCCCCCCCCCCCACACACACACACACACACACACACACGUGCGCUUGCUCAUAAUCCAGGUUGCUUCAUGACCCCCCCCCCCACAUUUGGUCACAACGGUUUAAUAAUAUCACCAGUGGCUGUGCCACAGAUGCUGCCCCAUCAAACCCAGUUGCCAGGCAGAGCAAUACUCUAGCUUAAGCUGGGAAAUCUUCUCCAGUCUUUAUGCUACCUGCUUUUAUUUUCGUUCAAACACCUGAAGAGGUGUAAAUCCAUUUUGGGAUCACACAUUCACCUACACUUUCCUUGUACAAUGUCUUCUGUGAAUUAAUCAGUGGUACUUUUUUACUGUUAUGCCUGUCUUUUAAAAAGUUUUAUGCGUCGAGGCACAGUUUGUUUUUUUUUCAGCUUUUUAUUUGUUUCCUUGCCUCAGAUGCCUCAUCUGGGGCCAGUUUACUGGAUCAAGACUGUUGUUAAAAGCUCAUAUACAAAAAAAAAAAUAACAUGUAUGCUGACUUAUGGAGCAGAUAAUCACUGAGAAGUGAGACACAGCUUCUAGGGGAGUAGUUUGCAUUUCUCUGCUUUGUAGAGCGUGUAUGUUCUUAAAGAAACCAUAAAGAAAUCCGGCUUAUGGUUGACAAGUACUUCGGGCCUAGAGCCUGCGGGCAAGAGUCACUUCGUAGUUUUUCCCAGGUGCUACUCUCUUGUGUGAAGGAUGGGAUGUUUGAUUUAGCCCAAGGGACUAGACCUUUCCACAUUCUGAUCGAUUUUUAAGUCUUUAAGGAGAAAAAAGGCUAGUUUACGGUCUAUUUUUUUCUAUAGUUGCGUAGCAUCCGGCUACACAAAGUGUAGCAGAUGAGCAGAUUUUUUUUUUCUUCAGAUUGACCAACACAGGCACUGUUUUAAUUAACUAAAUCACGUUUUCUAACAAACGAUCACUAUCGCUAGCUGUAGAAUAUAGAGGACGGAAUCAGAAGUGUAAAAAAUUGCAGUUUUGAGCUUUAAAUCGCUUUCUCUAAAAUUGAGAACUAGAUGCAUUUUUUAUUUUUUUUUUAGUGUUUUAGCUUUCGGGGGAUUUUUUUGGAAUUGGAAAGGCAGAGAGAACCCGCUUUUCGUAAUUUUUAAUAAAUUAGCGAGGCAGAUUGAGAGCACUGAAGUCGAUCACGUCUCCCUCCAGUUUGGUGUCAAAUCAUGAAGUUUGAAUUUCUGGAACACUCUUUUUAUACUCAAUUACUUUAUUAUGAAUUAGAUUGUGUGUAAAUAUUAUAAACCUGUAUAGUAAUACCUGUUUGUGUGUCUCGAAGACAUACAGCUUAGGGUCUCCAAAUUGCCCUUAAUGUGUAUAUGUUUGUGUGUCUGCUGUAUAAUAGACUGUCCCAUCCUUGUGCCCUGUACUUCAUGGGAUACAUUGGACAGGGGAUUAUGGUAAAUGGCGGUAAAAUAUUUUGAUGGGUUUGAACCUAGUUAAUACAGGACCCAGACCCAAAUUUCUGUCAGCCAUAUCUAGGCGAAAAAAUUUACUUUCAGCAUCCGAUCAGUUAGGCUGGGAAUUUUGGGUGUGUCCGAUUUGACUGGGAAUUGGAGGGAAAUGUGUGCGGCGUGUGCACCUCCAUCAAAGCCUCCUCCUUUAAAUAAUGCCGUCUGUAGGUAUGGCCCUAAACGUGAAGCUUCACAAACUAAAACGUCUUAUCACUAUGGGAACAGUCUUGUCACGGUGGAAGACGGGAAGUGGCAUGCGCGUAACCCUGAGGCGCCAGGCAGUGCGCGUGGAUUCGCAGACAUUUGCCAAAGAAACCGUGUCUUUAAAUAAAACAUAGCAAGGAAAGGAAAAAGUCAAGCAAGAAUGGCGGGUGCACUGAGAUCUUCAGGUAACAGAGGUACUAUUAGCACAAUUAAUUCUGUACAAUACCAGUGGGCUACUUCUGAAUUCAGUCUAUGUUGGGAACGGUGUACGACGCAUCGGCACCUUUAAUUGCCUCUUAAAAAGACAAUAUUUGCACCUUAAAACCCAAACCAAAACGAUAUCACCCUUCAGAAACAGAUUUGAUUUCCCUCCAUCUCCACAUACGCGGCACAUCCUCUGACCAUUCAGCUCCUCUUACUACAUACCUUAAAAAUAUUAAAUAAUAUUGAGGUUCAUUCUUAUUGUAUUUAUAUGUGAAUGAAAGUAUUUUAGGCUGAUUUUGAACAUUCUGGCAUGAAACUGAAAAUGUCCACACAUCUUAAAUCCCUGUUCACAUAAGACACCAUCUUCCAUUUUUUUCUAUAUAUAUAUAUAUAUAUAUAUAUAUAUAUAUAUAUAUAUAUAUAUAUAUAUAUACACACACACACACCCAUACAUAUAUAUAUAUUAUAUUAUAAGAUGCCUAUAUAAAUCUAGAGUUCCUAUAUAAUUAGAUGAUUAAUAAACCCUUUUCUGCUAGCACUGUCUCUUGAAUGUAAUGGAUUUUGUACCUGUAUUUUUCUAAUUACGAUUCUUUCUGUAUGUGAUGGAUUUAUAUGGAGGAGAUUUAGGCCGCUGGCACAAGUGCGCUGUUUGUUACAAAAAAAAAAAAACCGGAAAAAAACUCCACCGUCAUAGCUACAGGACAGACGCUGUAUCGGACUGCAUCGACACAGCGUCUGAAUUUGCUCGGCUGAUGCCGGAGACAAAGUUUUAUUUUUAAGAUUAAGAUGAUGGCGUCCUGGUUCCCCCCCGCAUCAGAAUAUGAGACAGGUUAACGACUCUUUGCUGGUUGACACCAGGGACGCUGAAAUUUAAAGAACAUUGCCAAACCCUCUGUAAUUAGCUUAUUUAUUGUCUCUCUUUUUAUUGUUUUAUCCAGGUAGUCUUAAAAAAAAAAAAUGAUAUGCACCCUGGAGGUAAACAGCGUACCUUUGACCUACUCUAGAAUGUUCCCUCAUGGCUACAAAGGUUGUCAUGACAGUCUUGUUGAGGGGUAUCUCCAGACCUAAUGAUCUUUCCUCUUGAAAGUAUGUACAAUGUGUGCUUGGUCUAAUUUAUGUCAAUAGUACUGUAUCAUGACAUGUAUGGACUUGAUUGUUACAACCCAGUUGUUAAUGCAGCCUUGCCUUAUCGGACCCCCUGCUUUAGAAAGGGAUUCCUUUGCCACCCCCCUCACAGAGUUGUCUGUCAUAACACUGUCUGUUGACGCAACUAUUAUUCCUUGAACACCUAUUAAAAUAACCUAUAUUGAA
This is a messenger RNA of Paramormyrops kingsleyae, 8250 nucleotides long. It is a transcript of the gene bbx, whose product is annotated as BBX high mobility group box domain containing. The record is from RefSeq and is a predicted model, not a curated record. Gene Ontology annotation, biological process: regulation of transcription by RNA polymerase II. Gene Ontology annotation, molecular function: DNA-binding transcription factor activity, RNA polymerase II-specific; RNA polymerase II transcription regulatory region sequence-specific DNA binding. Gene Ontology annotation, cellular component: nucleus. Lineage: Eukaryota; Metazoa; Chordata; Actinopteri; Osteoglossiformes; Mormyridae.